AUGUUGUGUCGUGCACAAGCAGCUUGGCGUACUUCGACUCAAGUCGUUUCGAAAUGCAAUUUCCACAGCUCUGCAGCCCAAUUCGCAAAGAAGCAUCCAAAGCAGAUCAAGAAGGAAAACCUUGCCAAGCGUGCUGCCAAAGCUGCCGAAUUUGAACGCUCCAAACCAUCACCCAUUGUAUCGCAACACACCUCCUUUUUCGAAACGCUCCACACACCUGCUAGCGCCUACGCCUCGUCUCAAGAUACACAACACUUUUUAACCAAGGCCGACCGUGAUUUUUUGUUUGAGCAAACACCUCGAGACACAGUGGAAGCCAGCAAUUUGGGAGCUGUGGAAGGCGUUGAUGAAGCAUUGAAGCAUGAACAAGGCAAAGUGGAUAUCAUGAAAAAGUUGGUGGGUCUCCAGAAUGGCAAUGCAAAGGCUGUUCAGCUAUGGAACAUCCAACGAACAAUCGAUUGGUUCCAACAGAAACCAGGUGAUACUGGCAGCCCUGAAGUACAAGCUGGUAUCUUGACAGUGCGCAUACACAACUUGUAUUCCCAUCUCCAACAACAUCGCAAGGAUAAGCACAACUAUAAGCAACUUCGAUCGAUGGUGCACAAGCGUGCAAAGAUCUUAAAAUAUCUCAAGAGCAAGGAUUUGGAACGAUACAACACCUGCUUAAGCCAGCUUGGUUUGCAACCUAGAGCAGUAGAAGGCGAGAUUACUCUGUAA
Messenger RNA from Lichtheimia ornata, 717 nucleotides. RefSeq names its product ribosomal protein S15. Bases 1 to 717 code for a protein of 238 amino acids. Gene Ontology annotation, cellular component: ribosome. The transcript has 3 exons. Lineage: Eukaryota; Fungi; Mucoromycota; Mucoromycetes; Mucorales; Lichtheimiaceae. Gene Ontology annotation, biological process: translation. The record is from RefSeq and is a predicted model, not a curated record. Gene Ontology annotation, molecular function: structural constituent of ribosome.